This is a messenger RNA of Alosa alosa (allis shad), 575 nucleotides long. RefSeq names its product sterile alpha motif domain-containing protein 1-like. The transcript has 2 exons. Gene Ontology annotation, molecular function: DNA binding. Bases 123 to 575 code for a protein of 150 amino acids. NCBI's taxonomy places the organism in Eukaryota, Metazoa, Chordata, Actinopteri, Clupeiformes, Clupeidae. The record is from RefSeq and is a predicted model, not a curated record.
AGGUAUGCAUCUUUCAAUUGACAAAAAGUCACAAUAAUGGCAAUGAAUUUACUGAAUUGCUAGCCGGGUUCGGCCUCUGGGGACACAGAAACAUACAUUCUGGCCAAACCCACACAGAAAACAUGUCUGAACCCAAGUACAGCACGUUGAUUGUGAACGCUAUUGAUUCACUACGGGCUAGUAAAACCAAACCAGACUUUAAGAAGAUAUGUGGAAGGGUAAAGAGACACGGGUUAAACCCAGAUCGCACCCGUGCAGAACUGGAGAAACUGGUCCAAGAACAGAAGGUAGUAAUUAUAGACAGCGGCAACGGCUCCAUCUCUUACCGGAACGCCGCAGAUUUGCCGAGGAAACGCCAGAAAAAGAGUAAGCUCACACCAGACUGCAGUAGCAGCAGCGGGGAUUCACAAGGCAAACGCGCCAACGACAACGGGGACAGCAUAGACAGCUUCAUGGAUGAAGAGGAGUAUGAAGACAAGGAACCCGAGCCUACGGGGGCGAUGCAGAACUUUCACCCAAAAAUCAAUGAAAAUCAAUCAAAGGAUGGCUUCUUGGAGAAAAAAAUGGAACAUUGA